AUGUCGACUAAGUUAUUUUAUUUAGACGAAUUUUUUGAAGAUAUAAGGCAAGAAAUAGCAAAAGAUGUAAAUAAGAAAGCAUUAAUACAAGAAUUAGAAAAUAAAUUUGAUUUAUCAAUCAUACCGUAUCAAUCUCAAAUAAAUUCAUGGUUGUCAAUCAGUCCGAAUCAAUUGAAUCAACACUUCCAAAAUACCACUAGUUUUGAAAAGGAAAUACAACUCAAUUUAAACAAUUUUUUGACAGAAUUAUCUAAUUUAGAUUGUAAAUCAAGCCAGAAGGAAAGAUUAUUAAAUAAAUUUAUUGAAGAUUCAAUUUACAUAUUGUUGGUCAAUAGAUACUUCUGGAUCUUAUCAUCAUCUUUUACUAAUGAUCCCAUACACAUAAGAUUGGUUUCAAGUAAUGAAGAAACUGGAAUUAUAGAAACUCCAAAAGAAAUAUUCACCACAUUAAAUUUAGAUAACAUAAAUUAUCAAACUUACUUAAUUUCAUUAUUGAAAUUGAUUGAUAUAAUUGUGAAUUACACAACUACAACUGUCAUCAAUCAAUCAAUUGGAUCAACAAAUGAAAAAUCAUCAAAUUAUACUUUAGGUAUAAUUAAUUCACAAAUUGUCUCCAAGAUUCAAAAUGGAUUUCUGUUGUUGGAUUUGAAAAAUGACAUUUUGAGAAAAAGAUAUGAUAGUUUGAAAUAUAAUUCUCAGAGAUUAAAUAAAAUUGUGUACGAUUUGUCACUUCGAAAUUUGGUUACAACAUCAGGAGAAGUAGAAUAA
This is a messenger RNA of Lodderomyces jiufengensis, 768 nucleotides long. RefSeq lists its product as uncharacterized. The coding region runs from base 1 to 768 and encodes 255 amino acids. The transcript is spliced from 2 exons. Gene Ontology annotation, molecular function: sequence-specific DNA binding; single-stranded DNA binding; RNA binding. NCBI's taxonomy places the organism in Eukaryota, Fungi, Ascomycota, Pichiomycetes, Serinales, Debaryomycetaceae. Gene Ontology annotation, biological process: RNA metabolic process. The record is from RefSeq and is a predicted model, not a curated record. Gene Ontology annotation, cellular component: cytoplasm; nucleus.